ACUACCGAGUGUUCUAUAAUAAAACGCAUUUAAUAAAAUAACAUUUUUCCCCUACAUAGUGACAAAAACUUUGUAAUUUUGUCUUUUGAAAACGGUGUUGAUAGUGUUUCCAUUAUUAUGCGUCGGUGAUUAUUUUUUAACAACGUGGACUAAAGAUUUUAAAACUGAUAACCUUAUCGUGGGUGUCUUCAGAACGAUAGUUUACAGAUAGAUCACUGCAGUGUAUUUAAUAUUAUCACUAAAGGCACAGAUUGCUAGUACUGUUUUGUAGCUACAAGUUAACUGCUCCAACCAACAACCCAUUACAUUAAAAAUGGAUCGUUCCAAAAAAUCUUUUGGCAAUAACUCCAAAAUGUGGAGUUUUAUUCGUAGUUUCACUGAAGUUGCUCCUAACCCACCCAGUGAUAUAAGCCUCCUCCUACUGGGCGAAACAGGCGCCGGAAAAUCGACUUUGAUAAAUUCCAUUUCGAAUUAUUUCAAUUAUCCCAACUUUAAGGAAGCGCAAAAAGAGAAAGUCGAUAUUUUAAUUCCCGUGUUUUUAAACGCACCGGAAAGUAUCAAUGGUUCUGGUCAAAAUAGGAACAAACUCCACGGAGAGAUCAAAUGUGCCACUCAGUACGGCAAAGUGUACCGAUUCCCCAUCAAAAUGGACGACAAAACCUUUGACUUGAGAUUGAUUGAUACGCCAGGAAUUGAGUAUCGCAGAGGAAUGGAACAAAACAAUCUUAUUCUAGACAAUAUCCUUGCGUACUUGGAAAGCCAGGGGAAACUCCACGCGAUUUGUUUGGUUUUGAAAGCGAAUCAGACCAGAAUCACAAAUUCCGUGGAGUACUAUCUGCAAUAUAUACUGACACGACUAAAAGUACGGCCCAGCCAGAACAUUAUUUUUAUCACUACUUAUAGUAAAGCGGCUGGUUACAUAGCUGGCAAAACGAAGCAUCACUGUCUGAUACCACUGGUUAAAAAUAUACAGUCAAAACCCCCACAUGUGAGUAUUCCUUUAAGCGAUAGUAACAUCUUUGCUGUGGCCAACGAAGCAUUCAAGGCCUUGUUGGAGAUGCGAGAUGGAAAUUAUUACCAUCAACAAAAGCAAUGGAAGGUUUCGAGCAAAGCUGGAAUGUCUCGUCAAAGGAAAUUCAACGAUUAUUGAGGUAUAUAGUUGGAGGUUGUAGAAACGCGCUUUUGGGAACCCGUGUGAUUGAAAGUAUUAACUCUCAAGUGGGUAGCCGUCCAACCACAGUUGACGAGAUAAACCUUCUCCUCUUGGGCCAAACCGGAAUCGGAAAAUCCACUUUGAUCAACUCCAUUUCGAAUUAUUUCAUUUAUCCCAACUUCAAAGAAGCGCAAAAAUGGAAAAUCGAUAUUUUAAUACCAAUACGGUUACGAUUAACGGAAGAUUCAAGUCAAUAUGCCACUCAACGUGUCAAAGUGUAUCCAUUCCCCAUUGUAAUAGGCCAGAAAAUCUUUAACCUGAGACUGAUUGACACCCUAGUCUUGUUGAUGAACAUCCUACUAAAUCGUCCAGAAAGGAGCGCAGUACGAAAGAAAAGGGUUCUAAAAAUCAGAAGAAGCUCAAAUCUGAGGACGAAAGUUGUGACUCGGAUGAUAAACGUUCGGUCAGAUCUUCCAGCGAUCUUGAAACCAAAAACGUCCCUAGUUCAGAUGAAACAAGUUUCAAAGCAGUUGAAAACGAAGAAUGAUGUGUGGACGUUUUAAGUUUAGAAAAUGCUUUGUAGCACGCUGUAAUAAACAUUAAAGCUUUGACAGUUUUUUAUUUAACCAAAUUGCCAAAACGUCGAUAACUAUUAAGCUUUUUGUGACUAAAUUUUCUUUUUUUUUUCAGAAAACAUCAAUCAGUGGCAAAGUUUUGAUUUUGGUUUAAAGUAUGACAGUCUUCAAUUUACUUCUGCUUGGUGAGCGUGGGGUUGGAAAAACAACUUUCAUCAAUUCUCUUAUCAACUACUUUCGGUACGACAACAUAGAUACUGCUGUCAUGAGUACGGCCAUAGUGGCAGCACCAAUAUCGUUCUCCAUAAUCAAUGCAAAUAACAAAGAUGUAUCUCUUUCCUUAAACGCAAACAUUGAUGGAAUAUAUAAUGUUAAAACUAACACAAGAACGAAAGAGUACUUAGUCCCGAUAAAUGGACAUCAGUUAAGGCUCAUAGACACCCCAGGAUUUGAUAUGUCGAAACAUGAGCAAAACCAAUUUAAAAAUAUCUUCCAACAACUUGGUGAUCUACAAGAGCUGCACGCAGUUUGCUUUUUUCUAAGAUCGUCGGAUCUGCAACUAGUUUCAGUCGGAAACCUGAUAAGACAAACCAUGGCAAAUUUAGACGUAGCCGCUGUCAAAAAUUUUAUUUUUAUUUUCACUGAAGGCAGAAAAGUUACCUUUUAUCCUACCGUUGCAAAGAGUGAUUUAAGGAAAAUUGUACAUACAAUCAAAUCGACAUCACCUCAAAUUAACAUUCCCUUACAUAACGACAACAUGUACUGUGUGGACAAUGAAGCGUUCGUUCAUUUGGUGGCAUACAAGUGUGGCACAAGUUUAAGUCCAAAAGAUACGUGUUACACUGAGUACAGCUGGAAAUCUUCAUUAAAAGAGUGCAAACGACUGCUAGACUAUGUUAGUAAAUUGAAACCGUUUCAACUUCCGGUUGAUGGUGCGGUUGAAGCGAUUCAAACACUUCUCAAGGAAAAUUCGCCUCGCUUACUGGACAUAAUUGAGUCCAAUUCCCAGAAUUUAGAGAAGUGCGAAAAACUCGUAGAGGAUUCGAAAGCAGUGUGUCAGUUGGUUGAAGCCAUGAAACGAUCAAUUGAACAGCAUGAAGGACAGUCUAGACAAGCAAAUGAUUAUAGAAAGCAGAAUGAAGACAAUCGCGUAACUUAUGCGAAUAUUGAUUUUAGCAAAAAUGCGGCACCGCUAACAGAACACCAUGUUGAUAGUGAUAUAAAAACAAACCUAAAAAAGACAGCAAUUAUACUGAAAAAACACAAAGAAUUUAUCACAGAUGCACAUAAAGUAGUUGAUGCGCAACAGGAGGAAAUUCGUAAGACUUUAGAAAAUUUUGCUACAAUUGCUACGUUUUUGGAAAAGUGUCGCUUAUAUGACAAUUUAGGAGAGGAAAUUGCUUCCGCAUUGUCUUCUACAAGGAAAAAUGAGAUCGAUAGAGUUAUAAAAAUGUUAAAAGCACUGCAACUGGGGUGAAGAAGGACGAUGUAGUGACGAUUGUGACAGAGCUCAAAAAUCUUCAACAUUACCAGGAGAUCCUCGAUAAAAUAUUUAACAAUUAGUAUCUUAAGCAUUUUUUGAU
This is a messenger RNA of Zophobas morio, 3311 nucleotides long. RefSeq lists its product as uncharacterized. Gene Ontology annotation, molecular function: GTP binding. The transcript is spliced from 7 exons. NCBI's taxonomy places the organism in Eukaryota, Metazoa, Arthropoda, Insecta, Coleoptera, Tenebrionidae. The coding region runs from base 1886 to 3205 and encodes 439 amino acids. The record is from RefSeq and is a predicted model, not a curated record.